This is a messenger RNA of Clonostachys rhizophaga, 2613 nucleotides long. The record is from the annotation of a GenBank genome assembly. Lineage: Eukaryota; Fungi; Ascomycota; Sordariomycetes; Hypocreales; Bionectriaceae.
AUGGACAGCAUCAAUGCUCUUGAGCCUCUAAGGCACCCCGUCCUUCCCCUCGAGAUCUGGAUUCUUGUCGCCCAGCAUCUCCCUAGCAUGGGCGACCUAGCAGCCCUCGCAAGCGUCUCAUGGGCGCAUCACGACGUGCUCAACUCUGUGCUGUAUAGAGUCGUUGCCUCCUCAGAUAGCAGGCUAAGGGCCAUAUUCUGGGGUGUAGUCCAUGACCUGCCGCGCACAGUGUCCAGUUGCCUCGUCGCGGGCAUCGAUGUCAACAGCACUUGGGAGAAUCAAAGCGGGCAUCGCGGCAAGCCAAACGAUAUACCAGCCCACGGCGAUACUGGGACGGAAAUCACCAUGCCCGGCGCUCUCUACGCCACAUACUGGUCGCCGAUUCAUGUUGCUGCGGCCCACGGCAAUGUCGAAAUCUUGGACAUACUGCUUCGAAACGGCGCCCUGCCUGACAAGGCGUGUCACGGCAUGUGCAGAUGUCAUCGACGGCCGCUGGGCAUCAAUGUGCUCGGCUCAAGAUCAAAUAUCGGGCCAGGACCGCCAGACUGGACACCAUUUCACAUGGCUAUCUGUUCAGGUCCGUCGCUCUCUGCGGUGAAAUAUCUCAUCCGGCAUGUAUCCAUGGACGUGGAGAGCGUAGAACGACAACCGGACCGCAGAACCAUGGGUCUGACCCCUCUGCACACUGCCUGCAUAGCUGGACGUGUCGAUAUCAUCAAGUGGCUGCUUAAUGAUGUUGGGGGCAUUGACCUUGAGGCCCGGGACGACUACAACCGGCAGACUCCGCUGGCAUGUGCCUAUCUCUACGGAAACCAGGCCUGUUUUGACUACUUGCUUAGUCGCGGUGCAGACAUCAAUACCACCGCCCCCGGGCUGCUCGAGCUCGAACUCGAGGACCCAGAUUUUGUGCCCCCGGUCCAUAAGGGAACACUGUUAUACCACGCCAUUGCAUGCCGCAGAUUCAAGCAAGCCAGAAAAUUGAUCGAACGCGGGGCCGAUCCGGUAUUGGCAGACAGACUACGGGGCGCCGAGAAGCCUCUCAUUCACAUGGUCUGCAGCAUCCCGUGGAACUUGAUUUCCAACUGGUCCAAAGCAAGUGACAAAGAAGAUGGAGUUGAGCUGCUGGACUGUUUGCUCAACUUGGGUUUGGACUUCAACACCAGUAGUGAAGGCCACACUGCGUUGGGUCAUGCCGCUGGUGCGUCCAAUACGGAUGCCGUUCGUCGUCUGGCGCAAGCUGGCGCCUGUGUCGACGGAGAUCCUGAGAAGGAUCGGUGCACCCCUCUUGCAUAUGCUUGUGAGAAUACAUGGAACACGCCGCUACUAGAGCUGGUUGAGCUUCUCAUCAACCUCGGGGCCUCGCCCAACGCAAUAGCUGAAAAUACCGUAUCGCCUUUGUGGAAUCUUUCAUCAAUAUGCGACGGUAAACCCGACACUAGAGAAGUUACGGAACUACUCCUUCGCCAUGGGUCGACGCCCGGACGCGGGAAAGGCUCGACUACUGGACCAACUAUUCUGUCAGAAUUUCCAUUUACGAUGAACGAAGACCGAGAGACUACAGCCCUCGAGCAGCGGCUAAAAGAUAAAAAUCUUGAAGAGUUCAAGAUGCUCCUCGGAUACUACAGCCCCAGCGAAGCCGAAGUACUGACGUUCUGGGAGAUAGCCUGCGACAAAAAAGAUCCGGAAACUGCUCGCUAUCUUCUAUCUUGGGAUCAAGAUUGCACAAUUGCCCGUCUGGCACACCAUCCUCUUGUCCGUUUCCUCUCUGCUGAUACCGGUGACAUUCUGGUGACUCUCCUGGAGCAAGGGGCCGACCCGCACCUGUUAUGGUUUUCGUAUGAUCCAUUAGAGUACAUGCUAGCCCAGUGGAAAUGGCCCUUGUCCGCGAAGCUGCCAGUCUUUCAGGCCCUUAUGGAGGCGGGAUGUUCCAUCCAUAAGCCGUUGGAGUUCCUGCCACGCCCGGGCCCGAUGAUCAUCGCUACCCCUCUGGGAUUGGCAAUCCAGGGACUGGAGCCUUAUACGAAGAUAGUCGACUGUCUAUUGGAACAUCAGCCGUUGAGGAGUCACGGCCAGGCCAUGGUUGGCGAAUAUGUUUCUGAAGCGUGCUGCCUCGGCAAUGUGAAAGCAUUGCAAGCAAUCAUUCGAUCCACAGAGGCAGCUCUUCGGAUCAUCGAGAGAGACGCCAUUGGGCUGAUCCACAGCCUCCUUGAUAACGUUACCUUCAGGCAAAUCCGGGUUCGAGACAUGAUGGCAACCAUUGACUGUUUAGAACUUCUCGUAAAAUCAGGCGCUGUUGAUAUCACUUCUGAUCAAUCAAAGAAUGCACACCAUGAAACAAUCAAGGACAGGCUGCUCGAGUACACCCACAUCCCUCCAUUACUCGGAAAGUCCACUCCGGACCGGGCAGCUGCCUGGUGCUUUCAGCAAAGAAUGGAAUUGGGAGUAUUUGACGAGGCGGUGACCUUCAAGCCACAGACCAUGUCGAUGUUCUUCCAGCUCAAUUUAUCGGUUCAUCGAGUCGGGUUGAUAGUCGGCAACCCAAAGAGACAACUAGAAAUCAUCCCGGUAUAUAAGCAGACCACGGGGCGCGUCAGACAUGACCAGUCAUACUAG